Molecule: messenger RNA, 1298 nt
Organism: Vigna unguiculata (cowpea)
Lineage: Eukaryota; Viridiplantae; Streptophyta; Magnoliopsida; Fabales; Fabaceae
Product: putative B3 domain-containing protein Os03g0621600
Molecular function (GO): DNA binding
Source: RefSeq, a predicted model, not a curated record
UUUCUCAUGUCUGAGUUUAUGACCGAUGAAAUGAUACUGAAAUUGAAAUCUCUCUUGCUUUCUUCUUUUUUCUGACAAUUCUUCCACCUCUCAAACUUUUCUACGUCAUUUCUGAUAUGUACUGGUUUAUUCUGCUAAGCCUGAAAAGAAAAGUACAUGUUCAUCAAGAACUAUCUGCAGUGGGAUGCAAUGAAAGAUUUGAAAUAGUUUUGAAUAUACAGCUUCAUGAAAGGUGGUGCCAAAAAAUAUCCUCAUUUCUUCAGAAUCUUCUUCCCAGAGCAACACUCUCACACUAUGAAAGUUCCAAAGGAGUUUCUGAAGAAUUUGAAUGAAGAGUUGUUGAGUAAUGCAGUUCUGAGUAUCCCUUCUUCUGAUGAGAAGUGGGAAGUAAGUGUUGUAAAGAAAGGAAGUGAAGUGUAUAUGCAAAAUGGUUGGCCACAGUUUGUGACAGAUAACUCAUUGGUGCUUCAUGAGCUCUUGCUUUUUGAAUAUCAUGGAGAUAACUGUUUCCAUGUUCAAAUUUUUGGCACCAAUGGAUUGGAGAGGUUAUGCGUCAAAGAAACAACACAAGAACAACCUACGACCAUACCUAAGAAGACUAUUCCAACUUCUGCUGGUUCAUCCCUCCAUAAAUCAAAGUCUUGUAAAAAAGACUUGUCUCAGCCGAAGGAAUCCCCAAUUGAAAUUGAAAGUUCGGAAGCAUUGAAAUUGGCCGAGUCCUUUACCUCUUGCAAACCUCAUUGGAAGCACGUCAUGACAAAAUGCCAUGUGGAAGGUCGUUGCAUAUUGCCUAUUGCUAGUAAGUUUGCGAGAAAGUAUAUUCCUGAAGAAGUGAAACAGAUCCAUAUGGGAAAUUCCGAAGGAACACUCUGGAAAGUUCAAGUGAGUUAUUUUAAAAUUCAAAGUAGAAGUUAUGCUAACUUAUCUACAGGAUGGGCAAAAUUCGUUCGUGAUAACAAGCUCAUGAGAGGCGACACUUGCAUAUUUGAACUUGAAGAAAACAAAGACCUCCAUAUGAAGGUUCACAUAUUCAGAACCAGAUGUGCACCAAGUUAAUCUGGAUCCACUGUUUUUGACAAACCUCAGCUUUGUUUCAAAUGUCUAAUACUGCAUUGGAUUUAUCUUCAAUUUAUCAUUAUGUGAAACUACUUCCUUUUUCAUUGUGUUACUCAUGAUGUUUAUCUCUGUCGAUCUUAACGCUAUUAUAUAUCUUCUUUUUUCGAUCAAAGGACACGUUGUCUAUUGGUAUACCUAAUAGUUUUAUAUCAUUUAGAAGUCGAGAUCAAGAAAUUUAAAUA